Molecule: messenger RNA, 6714 nt
Organism: Penicillium chermesinum
Lineage: Eukaryota; Fungi; Ascomycota; Eurotiomycetes; Eurotiales; Aspergillaceae
Product: polyketide synthase
Exons: 9
Coding region: 1-6714 (2237 amino acids)
Biological process (GO): fatty acid biosynthetic process; secondary metabolite biosynthetic process
Molecular function (GO): phosphopantetheine binding; oxidoreductase activity; fatty acid synthase activity
Source: RefSeq, a predicted model, not a curated record
AUGCUUGAGAACCAGGCUGUGACUCCUCAGGUCAAUUAUGAAAGGCCCAACCCGAAGGUCCCACUUGACAUCUGGAAUCUGCAGAUACCUCUCCGAUUCGAGAAGAAAGAUCUUCGCCGUAUCUCUAUUAACAGCUUUGGACGAGCAUAUUCACCCCAAAACAACGCCAACGGCGUUAACGGUACCAGCGGCAUCAACGGCACCAAUGGCGUCCACGGUACCAACCAUAUUGACAGCGGAAAUAGUGUUAAUGGCGCCAAUGGCAUCCAGAAGGCCAAUGGCGUUAAUGGUACCGCCAGUGAUUUCCGCCCCACCGCAGACCGGCCUCGUGUCUUCAUUCUUAGCGGUGCUGAGGAGCAGAGCUGCCACCAGAACGCCGAGCGUCUAACGCAGUACCUGUUGAAAGCCCCGGCCGCUUCCUUGGACGAGUCCGAUGGGCUGCUCGAUCGAUUGGCCAUCACAGUCAACAAGCGCACGGUUCACGAAUACAAUGCUUCCAUCAUCGCCUAUGACCAAGAUGAUUUGGUGGAACAGCUCGAGAUCCUCCAGCAGACGCCUAUCGCGGUCCGCGCACCGUUCAAGGAAGGCGCCCGGGUUGGUUAUGUGUUCGGCGGCCAGGGAGCUCAAUACUAUAACAUGGGUCGAGAGAUGAUCAAGGAUUGGCCAGCGUUCCGCCAGUCUUUGGACCGUGCCAACGCUCAUUUGCAGACGAUGGGCUGCGAGUGGGAUAUUCUGACUGAGUUGAGCCAUGAGAAGGCCGAAGACUCGCACGUGGAUGAGCCAUUGUAUGGUCAGACGCUUUCGACCGUCGUUCAGCUGGCUUUGGUCGACACGCUGGCAUCUCUGGAUUUGACCCCAUCAUCUACUGUGGGCCACUCCAGCGGAGAGAUUGCCGCGGCCUACGCCGUCGGUGCACUUUCUUUUGAAGACGCACUGACCGUGUCAUACCAUCGCGGCCGUCUCACAUCCCAGCUCAUCGGCUCUGGAGUUUCUGGAGGCAUGCUUGCCGUGGGCUUGUCCCCCAAAGUUGCGCAGACGUACAUCGACCAAAUCAAGGCCACUGACGCUUCCGGGGUGAAGAUCGCCUGCUAUAACAGCCCGACAAGUGUGACACUGUCGGGAGGUAACAGCGAUAUCGCGGCAGUCGCAGCUCUACUACAGGAGGACGAUGUUUUCCAUCGUAAGCUCCGGACUCGGGGAGCUGCGUAUCAUUCCCAGAUGAUGCAGGCUAUCGAGGAGGAAUACAAAUCUGCUAUCGCCCACAUCCAGCCACGUCCAUUGGCCGGAAACAUGAUCUCUUCAUUGCACGGGAAGAAAUUGUCGGCCGGUUUGAUUUUGGACGGAGAGUACUGGGCUCGCAACCUUGUCUCUCCCGUUCUCUUUUCCGGAGCUCUGAAAGCCAUGGUACUCGGUGACAAGCAGGACUCACAGCAACAUGACCUCAACGUCGAUCUCCUUCUGGAAGUGGGCCCUCACUCGCAGAUGCAGGGCGCAGUCAAGGAGGUGCUGCAACAGGUGGGAUCAUCGACUCGCGUCCACUACCUGUCGUGUCUGAAGAGGAAGGCCAGUGCAUGCGAAAGCAUGCUGCGCACCGUGGGCGAACUGUUCGCCCUGGGAGCAUCCGUGAACGUCCACCAGGCGAAUGCCGGCUUUGUGACACAGUUGCCAGCGAUGUUGGAUGAUGUGCCGCCGUACGCGUUCAAUCAUGACCAGCGUCAUUGGCACGACAGCCGCAUCUCCCAUGAGUUCACGCACCGUCAGUUCUUGCCGCAUGAGCUGCUGGGCAAUCUGGCGUACGACGUCAAUCCUACGGAGCCUAGGUGGCGUCGGAUCGUGAACUUGAAGGAAAUGCCAUGGCUGCAACAUCACUUGGUGCAGGGCCAAGUGAUCUUUCCCGCCGCCGGAUAUUUGGCCAUGGCCAUGGAGGCGAUGCGUCGCUUCACGGCUUUCAAGGCUGAGACCCAAUCCAAAGCCACUCUUGGCUAUUCGUUCGGCAACUGCAGCUUUGUCAAGGCGCUAGUGCUCCGGGAGGAUGAUACCGACACCGAGAUAUGUCUGUCGCUGCGGCCUGAGACUCAGAGCGCAAAGGGUUCGUGGCAGGAUUGGAAGGAGUUCCGAAUCUUCUCCACAUCCUCUGGCAAUCGCUGGAGUGAGCACUGCCGCGGUCGUAUACGUGUCGUCACAGAUAAUCAAAUGCUCACGGAUUGUCUGAGCAACCCCACCGUCAGUGUUAAGGAGCGCAUCCUCGCAUCCAUUCACCAUCCCAUCACGCCUGUUCGUUUCUACGCCGCCGCGCGCCAGGUCGGGAUGGAGUGGUACGCACCGUUCCAUAACGUGGUCAGCCUAGAAGCUCUGGCUGAUUCGAGCGUGGCCACGAACAAGAUGCCGAGCUUGCUCCCUUCAGCGCAUCCCUUUGGAGAGAAGUCAUAUGUCGUGCAUCCUGGAAUGCUGGACUCCACCCUCUUUCACGGCGUGUGCGCCAGUCUUUUAGUGGAGCGGGAAACGAAGGCGCCUAUGGUGCCCGUUUUCAUCGAACAACUGAGCGUUUCGACCGCUCUGGAAGUGCCGGAAGGCACUGAGCUGCGCACCUUCUCUAUGGCCCAGGAAAAGGGAACCAGCUGGAGCGGGCAGAUCGAGUUGGGUGCACAGCCCAUGAUGAGCUACCAUGGAUUGAGAGUCGCCCAGCUACCCGCCAACGAGAUUUCCUCACGGGCGCUACAGCUGUCACACAGCCCCGAGUGGGUUGGCCAUUUCCCCAGCAUGAACAAGGCGCAAGUCAUUGCCCACUGCACGAAAUCGCUCUCUGCUGGGUCCUCUCGUUACCGUAAUAUCGCCCUCAACGCCGCAGUGCGCGCACACGUGGAGCGGGCCCUUAAGCUGAUCCAGUCGGACCAAGUUGCAGACGGCUUCCAGCGAGUUUGGUAUCAGUGGAUGCAGUCUUUCGCAGCCACAGAACCCGACUCUCCUGAGUUGGUGUGGGAGGCUCGGGUGGUCACGACGUCCGAUCCGAGCGUCUCGUUCGAGGCUGUGAAGCGUAUUGGCGAGAAUCUUGAUAGUCUUUUGACUGGUGUGACGGACUCCCUCUCAAUCUUGACCUUGGAUGAUAUGCUAGGUAAAUUGUAUUCGGAGGAACGAAACAUUCGCUGUUAUCAUCAGAUCAACGCGUAUUGCAAGGCUCUCGGCGUUUACAACCCUUCGCUGCGGGUCCUUGAGGUUGGCGGUGGUACCGCCUCGGCCACACUGCCCUUGUUGCAAGCCCUGUCUCACCAUAGUCAGCCGUUGGUGGCACAGUACGACUUCACGGAUCUCUCGACCGCGUUCUUCCCCGCGGCCCGUGAGCGUCUGGCUCAGUAUGGCAACAUCGUGAAUUACGAAGCAUUUGAUCUGGCCUCCUCUCCUGAUCUUCAAGGGUUUGUGCCCGGAAGCUACGAUGUGGUCAUCGCCUGCAACGUGGUCCACGCUACCCCAAAUAUUGCGUCUUCCUUGGAACACAUCCGCCAACUCCUUCGGCCCGGUGGAACAUUGAUUCUUAUGGAGAUCACCAACCCGGAGCCUUACUAUCAGCUCAUCUUUGGCUCUCUUUCCGGGUGGUGGUCUGGCGUCGACGAAGGGCGAGUGUCGACGGCUGUGCUCUCGGAGGGUGAAUGGAAACAAAAGCUUGAGCAGCAGGGUUUCGAAUCCGACCCCGUCAUUUUGUCCGACUAUGCCAAUGGUGAAGGAGCGACAAUCAGCGUUUUCUUUGCCAAAGCUCCCGUUGAAGCGCAGCCGCCCUUGGAGGAGGUCUCACUCCACUUUACGAGCGGCAUCGUUCCCGAUCCGUCCGGCCUCAGCCUGGGCGUAGUCGCCGAGCAUCUCCGCCAGAGCCCCGGCCUCGGUGUGCGCCAAAUCACGACCGGCGGUCUUGACAGCAUCCCGGACAUUGCGAGCACGAUGGUUGUGGUCGAUCCAGGAGUAUCUGAAGCCCUCGCGGGACGUAUGGACGCGUCGCUAUGGCAGAAUUUCCAGAAGUGCGCUCUGUCCUGCAAAGGUCUGAUUCUGAUCUCUAGGGGCGCGACCGGAGAGACCCUUGUGCCUGAGGGCGCGCUGACCAUUGGCUUCGCCCGGUCGCUGAGGCUGGAACAGCCCGGGAUUCGCUACGUGACGCUCGAUCUCGAUCCCGACACUCCGUACAGUGCCAUUUCCGAGCGCCUGAGCCUGCGGCUGACCAAGCUGUUGACCUCCGAGAUCUUGGAUUUUGGCCGUGGCUCGAUCGGGCUCGACUGCGAGUUCGCGGAGCGCAACGGCCAGCUCUACGUGAACCGGAUGUUCCACAAUGAGCAGCUCGAUCAGAGCAUCGUCCGCGCCACGGCGCGAGCCAAGCCAGAGCAGACAAUAUUUCUGCAGCGCUCGCGUCCGCUACACGUCGAGCUCGGCGUGCCCGGCUUGAUGGAAACAUUCCGGUGGGCGGACGACGUUGAGCAUGCGCGCAGCCUAGCGCCGGACGAGAUCCGCAUCGAGUGUCGCGCGGCCAGCAUCAACUUCCGCGACGUCCUCGUCGCGUCUGGUGAGCUCGGCGCGUCAGCCACCAUGAUGAACGACUGUGCCGGCACGGUGGUGGAGGUCGGCAACAACAUGACAUCGCGAUAUGCCGUGGGUGAUCGUGUCUGCAGCUACUACGCGCAGUCCUACAAUAACUAUCCGAUAGUCGACGGGCUUCACUGUGCACGGAUUCCAGACAACAUCUCGUUCGCACUGGGCGCCUCAUUGCCGAUCGUGUGGGCCACCACCUACCACUCGUUGGUUAACGUGGCCAGGCUGCAGGCGGGCGAGUCCAUCCUAGUCCACGCUGCGGCCGGAGCCGUCGGGCAAGCCGCUGUCAUUCUGGCUAAGCAUCUGGGCGCCGUGGUCUACGCGACCUGCGGAUCGCCAGAGAAACGCGCGCGCCUCGAGAGCCUGGGCGUCCUGCCGGAGCACAUCUUUACCAGCAGAUCCGCCGCGUUCGGGCCGGCUCUUCUGGCCGUGACCAAGAACCAGGGUGUCAAUGUCAUCCUGAACUCCCUGGCCGGUGAUCUGUUCCGCGAGUCGCUGGGCUGUCUUGCGUCCUUUGGUCGCUUCGUUGAGAUCGGCAAAAAGGACUUCCUGGACGACGCGCUAAUGCCGACCAAGUUCCUGCUGCGCAACAUCGCCUUCGCCUGUGUUGAUCUGGUGCAGAUGAUUAACGAAGACAAGAUGCUCGUACACCGCCUGCUCAAGGACGUGAUCGACUUGAUCGCGAGCGACAAACUGACUGAUCAGGUGACUCUUCGGCUGUACAAGAUGGGCGAGAUUGAGUCUGCCUUCCGCCUCAUCUCAGCCGGCAAGCACAUGGGCAAAGUGAUCCUGACGGCGGAUCCAGAGGAGGCCGUUCCGGCGCUGCCAGAGACCCCCCUUCUUCCGGCCUUGCUCCCCGAAGCCACUUACAUCUUGGCAGGUGGCUUUGGAGGCCUAGGAGCCAAGACUUCCGCCGCCAAGGCAUGCAUCGCAGAAAUGCAAAGCCAAGGCGUCAAGGUUCUUGCCAAGGCUUGUGACAUCUCCUCCAAAGAGGCCUUGGAAGCUGUGCUCCGGGAUCUCCGGGCUGUCGAUGGGGCAGGCCCUAUUCGAGGUGUCAUCAACGCCGCGAUGGCGCUUGAGGAUGUGAUGUUCGACCAGAUGGAACAUCGGCAAUGGCAGGCAUCCUUGGCCCCCAAGGUUGCUGGAACCCGCAACUUGGACGAGCUCCUGCCCACCGACAUGGACUUUUUCGUGGUCCUUUCGUCCAUCGCCGGUAUCAUCGGUCACCCGGCGCAGGCCAACUACACCGCUGCCUGUGCGUUCCAAGACGCCUUUAUGCACUAUCGUCGCAGCCGCGGCCAGCACGGGUUUGCGGUCGAUGUCGGCGUUGUCGGUGACGCGGGCUUUGUCAGUGAGUCUCCCGCCGUGUUCGCCAACAUGAAACGGCAGGGGUUUGCCAUUAUCUCUGUGGCCGAACUUCUCGCGACGCUCGACUACGUCUUGGCCGCUCGUGGAGCCGAGUGUCAAGCCGCCAUCGGUCUGAUCCCCGAGACGGGCAUCAAGACGCCUGAGUGGCUCAACCAGCGCCACCUUUCUCACCUAGUGCAGAACUCUGCGCUCUUCGCGGGCGCGGACCUGGAGGGUGGCAAAGGCAGCUCGGACCACAUCGACAAGAUCAGACGCGCCAAGGCGGUCGAAGAGGUAGUGGAGGCAGUCGGCGGCGCGGUGCGGGAAGAGUUGAGCAAAUUGAUCGUCACGCCGGUGGACCGCAUUCUACCCCACCGGACGCUCGACUCGUACGGUGUUGACUCGUUAGUGGCGGUCGAACUCCGGAAUUGGGUCGUCGGCAUGCUGGCGGCUGACGUCUCACUGCUCCUCAUUCGCGAGUCAAGGAGCAUUGAGGCUCUCACCCACUUGGUCGCGAGGGACCGGCAGACAUCUAUCUCCCGCAGCACCUUUCUGGAAGAUUGGGCGCAUCAUACAGUCAGCUCUCGCGGGCUGCACAAUGCAGGAUUCUACCUCGCCGUCGCCAGCGCCACCCCGGCACCCUUGGUAGGAUCUUCGGUCCCAAUGAUGGUUCCUCGGGCCCUUUCAUUUCAGUAUAGCUACCUGGAUGACGUGAAGAUGUACCUAUUGUCUAAGGAUUAUGGCUCCGAGCCGGACCUCGACGAAUUUGAGGGGCGGUACGCCUUUGACGAUUACUGA